UUUAACCCUAUUGCGCCUGCGCAGUGCGUCCUUCGUGUUCUUCGAAGCUUCGCCGGGCGCCAUGGACGACGAGGAGGAGACGUACCGCUUGUGGAAGAUCCGGAAAACCAUCAUGCAGCUGUGUCACGAUCGAGGCUACCUGGUCACCCAGGAUGAGUUGGACCAGACCCUGGAGGAGUUCAAAGCCCAGUUUGGCGACAAGCCCAGUGAAGGGCGACCCCGGCGGACAGACCUCACUGUGUUGGUGGCCCACAAUGACGACCCCACCGAUCAGAUGUUUGUCUUCUUCCCAGAGGAGCCAAAGGUUGGGAUUAAGACCAUCAAGAUGUACUGCCAGCGGAUGCAGGAGGAGAACAUCACCCGGGCCCUCAUUGUGGUGCAGCAGGGCAUGACCCCCUCAGCUAAACAGUCUCUUGUAGACAUGGCUCCCAAAUACAUCCUGGAGCAGUUCCUUCAGCAAGAACUGCUGAUCAACAUCACUGAACACGAGCUGGUUCCCGAACACGUUGUCAUGACGAAAGAGGAGGUGACCGAGUUACUGGCCCGAUAUAAGCUCCGAGAGAACCAGCUCCCCAGGAUACAGGCCGGCGACCCGGUGGCUCGCUACUUUGGAAUCAAGCGAGGCCAGGUGGUGAAGAUCAUUCGUCCCAGCGAGACGGCCGGGCGAUAUAUCACCUACAGGCUGGUGCAGUAGCUGACAAAACUACUUUGCAAGGUACUCUUUAUCUCCUUACCUUAAGAGGAAAUGUGGGCAGCCUCCUUUUAGAGAGAUCUGCUUCGCUGAGAAAUGCUUCACUGACAGAUUUUGAACAGCGUACCUAACAAGAUACAAACACUUCUCCUGCCGCCUCGUGGUUCCGUCAAUUUUCCGUACGCCAUGCGGCGCGGAGACUGCAAACCUGCCUUCCCGGUAACCACAAGGAUUGGAAAUUGGGGCGUACGUGUUUGUGUCUCUCCUCCUUGGAGGGAAAGCCCAGGCCGGUGGGGAGUCUUCUUGGACAAACGAUUGCUGCUUCGAACCAACCAAGCUUCUAGAUCUCAUGAUCUGAAGUGGAACCGGUUGCUAACGUCACAAUAAGCACCCUGCUGAUAAUUCCACCCCCAACUGAACUGGGCCCAGGAGAACCUACGUAGAGGCCUCUCUGCCUUUAAAUUGCGCUUGCAAUAAACCGUUUGCGAGAAAAAGGGUUUUCUGGACUCCUGAGAAUGUUCCUCUUCCUUUCUCUGUUUCGCUGAUCUCUGCUGGGGGAAAUCCGCCUCUCUCGAAAGGAUCCUCGACUGUCUUGUCUUAAUAAGGUUAUCAUUUCAAUAAAGCGUUAGAACUAAU
Molecule: messenger RNA, 1327 nt
Organism: Lacerta agilis (Sand lizard)
Lineage: Eukaryota; Metazoa; Chordata; Lepidosauria; Squamata; Lacertidae
Gene: POLR2E
Product: RNA polymerase II subunit E
Exons: 7
Coding region: 62-694 (210 amino acids)
Biological process (GO): DNA-templated transcription
Cellular component (GO): RNA polymerase I complex; RNA polymerase II, core complex; RNA polymerase III complex
Molecular function (GO): DNA-directed RNA polymerase activity; DNA binding
Source: RefSeq, a predicted model, not a curated record